AUGUCCGAGAACGACGAGUAUGAGGUGUUGGAGAAGAUUGGCCAUGGCUCCUUUGGCAUUAUCCGAAAAGUCCGGCGAAAGGCCGACGGCAAGAUCAUGUGCCGUAAGGAGAUCAGCUAUCUCAAAAUGACGCAGAAGGAGCGCGAGCAACUCCACGCUGAAUUCCAGAUCCUGUCGAGCCUCCGUCAUCCCAACAUUGUCGGCUACUACCACCGUGAGCACCUCAAGGCCACGCAAGACCUGCAUCUUUAUAUGGAGUAUUGUGGCAAUGGAGACCUAGGUAGGGUGAUCCGAGACCUUGCUGCAAAGAAUCAAUAUGCCGAGGAGUGGUUUGUCUGGAGUAUCUUCACCCAGCUGGUGACGGCCCUGUAUCGCUGCCAUUAUGGUGUUGAUCCCCCGGAGGUAGGCAAGUCAAUCCUCGGCAUUCCAGCUCAGCGGCCCAAGCCACCACCGGGAGCGAUGACCAUUUUGCACCGCGACCUCAAGCCCGAGAAUGUGUUUUUGGGCGAGGACAACUCAGUCAAGCUUGGUGACUUUGGCCUCUCCAAGGUGAUGGAGUCGCAUGACUUCGCCUCGACAUAUGUCGGCACACCCUUCUAUAUGUCUCCUGAGAUCUGUGCCGCUGAGAAGUAUACGCUCAAGUCGGAUAUCUGGUCGCUGGGUUGCAUCAUCUACGAGCUCUGCACGCGUGAGCCGCCCUUCAACGCAAAGACGCAUUACCAGCUGGUCCAGAAGAUCAAGGAGGGCAAGAUCAAUCCUCUACCUGCCGUAUACUCGCAAGAGCUCUUUUCUAUCAUCAAGGAUUGCUUGCGGGUAAACCCGGAUAGGAGGCCAGACACGGCUACCCUGCUCAAUCUUCCUGUCGUCCGCUUGAUGCGCAAGGAGCGAGAAGUCAAUGACUUCAACAAGACGCUCAAACAGAAGGAAGAAAGCCUCAACCGCCGCGUCAAAGAAGUCGAGCAAAAGGCCGCAGCCCUGGAGCAGAAGGCUGCCGCGCUGCAGCAGGAGAAAGCAGCGCUAGAACAGCAAAAGGUAGCUCUUGAGCAGCAAAAGACUGCAAUGCGUCAAGAAAUCGAGGCCGCGGUCCGGCGUGAGUGGGAGGUCAAGGCUCGCUUGGAAAUCGACCGACUGGUCGCUCUUGAAAUCGAGCAGCUGCACAAGAAAUUUGAACAGGAAGUGCAACUCAGGGUUGAGAUGGAGCUGCAAAAGAGGAAGGCAACGAUACCGAGCGAGGCUGAUCGAACAGAUCUCUCAUCAUCGGCCUCAGGGGCUAGUUCGUCCAUCAGCGGAAGAAGUGCCGAUAGCGAGCAGACCUCGACGACCGACGCAACUGAUCUCACAGUCGAGUCUCCAGACACAUCAAUGCAUCCGCUUAAGAGGAGCGUCACACGCACUCCGUUUACCAGAGCUCACACCAUGUUCGCAGCGCCUGUUGGCACACCCAUGGACAUCGAAAUGGCCUCGCCUUCGCCAAUGACAGUCCAAUCCUUGUCGCUCUCACCCCGGCGCAACUUCCUGGCGAAGCCACCGACAGUAAACCCAGGGAAUAUCUUCGCAAUGGCAGGGGAGAGCAAGGAUGGGGCAGCCCGCCGCUCUCUUGCAGACUCGGACACUGACGCCGACGUGGACGUUGACGAUGCCAACAUCGAUGAUGAUGAUAUUGUCCCCUCACCGACGCGUCUAAUCAAGCAUAGCAACAAGAAUCCGUUCAACCCAAAGCAGAGACCUCAGCUGCCCGCUCAGCAGACGGUGUUACCCUUCCACCAACGCCUGAAAUCUAAGCAAUCGACGGCGACUCAGGGCAAGACAGUCACACCCGCUCCCUCAAAUUCAGAUUUUUCCUCUAUACGUCCGGUCGAUAGUGGUGUCGCACUUCAGGAUCGGUCUAACAGCCCGACCCGGCGUGUCACAAAGAUCCCAUCAACUAUCAACAUGCGGAAUAAUGCCACAGAAACAGCGACGUCGGGAAGCGGCCUGCUUCGUAAGCCAAGCCUAUCCAAGAAAGAUAGUUGCGAUCACCAAUCUCAAAACUCCCAAAAUAUUAACCCUAGCCAACCGUCCUGUCUCAACAAAAUCUACUCUGCUCCGAACAGUAUUAAGUCUGCUGCUUCGGUCCCGAGCAUCACAACGGCGACAUCGUGCGGCAAUAUCCGCGGGCGCACUCUUGUCGAGCUCCAGCAAGCUCGGGCUGGUGGCCGCCCGCUUAGCGCGGUCAUGAGUAGCGAUGGCCACAACCCGAACUGUGCUCACCACCAUCACCAUCAUCACAACCACACCCACACUCACGUGGUGACCAACACUAGUAGUCCGGUCCGUGCAUUUAGGGAACAUGCGGCUGCAGCUAAUCGCGGUAUCGUCCCUGUUACCACGGCUUCGGCGCUAGCCUCCGAACCACCCGCGGUGUGGGAUCCAGAGAAGGAUGACAUGCCAAGUCCAUUCCUGGUCAGAAGGAAGCCUGUUAGGGCUUGA
Molecule: messenger RNA, 2469 nt
Organism: Thermochaetoides thermophila DSM 1495
Lineage: Eukaryota; Fungi; Ascomycota; Sordariomycetes; Sordariales; Chaetomiaceae
Product: G2-specific protein kinase-like protein
Exons: 3
Coding region: 1-2469 (822 amino acids)
Biological process (GO): protein phosphorylation
Molecular function (GO): ATP binding; protein kinase activity
Source: RefSeq, a predicted model, not a curated record